Exophiala spinifera is the source of this 1209-nucleotide messenger RNA. RefSeq lists its product as uncharacterized. The record is from RefSeq and is a predicted model, not a curated record. Gene Ontology annotation, molecular function: FAD binding. The transcript has 5 exons. NCBI's taxonomy places the organism in Eukaryota, Fungi, Ascomycota, Eurotiomycetes, Chaetothyriales, Herpotrichiellaceae. The coding region runs from base 1 to 1209 and encodes 402 amino acids.
AUGAGCAAACCUCUGAAAGUCAUCGUCGUCGGCGCCGGAUUGUCUGGGUUGGCCAUUGCUCAGGGCUUGAAGAAGAAUGGAAUCGAUUACGUCGUGGUCGACAAGGAAAGCGAACCGCGAGACCGGAACUGGGGAGUGACAAUAGCCUGGUCGCAUCCGUUUCUUCAAGAACUCCUCCCACCAGAGCUGUUCGACCGCCUUGCGGAAUGCCAGCCAGACACCAAGCUGAACUCGAAGGAAGCAGGAUGCGAAAGUGUCAUAAUCAGGGAUGGAGCCACAGGAGAAACCAUUGUCGAACCGCCCUUUCCUGCUGUGCGGCGACUGAAUAUUCAGAAGACGCGAACUCUGUGGUCCAAGGACGUCAAUGUCAAGUUUGGCAAAACAGUCACGAACGUCGAGCUGACAUCUGAUGGGGUUAUUGCUCACUUCCAAGACGGCACUUCUGAAUCCGGCACAGUCAUCGUCGGUGCAGACGGAGGGGGUUCAUGGGUUCGACGAUGGCUUUUGGGUGACGAAGCCGAGGCCCGGAUUCUACCAUAUGUCUUUCUCAAUUUCCCCUUCAGGUUCACAGCCGACAGAGCCUUGAAGAUGGACAAGAUGAUGCAUCCUAUCGUGGAUGUAGGCGUGCAUCCAAAGUCCAUGUACAUUGGUAUCUUCUUGCUGGAUAAACCCGACCUCGACAGGCCGGAGACAUGGAUCUUCUACAUUCUCGCGACGUGGCCGAAGGAGCAGACCAGUGAGGAUCAAUGCAAAGGCCAGAACAUGGCAGACGAACUUCGGAAACGGGCAGAUGGCUGGGCUGACCCUUUCAAGUCUGCUGUUGAGUGGAUGCCAGAAGAUGUCAAGGCAAAGGUGGUCCAGCUCAAGAUCUGGAGUCCUACCUCUGACUGGGACAAUCGGGAUGGUCGAGUGACUUUGGCAGGAGACGCGGCGCACAGCAUGACAUUCCACCGUGGCCAAGGCGCCAACAACGCCGUCAAAGACAGCAAAAUGUUUGUCGAUGCAAUGGUCAAGGUCAAGUCUGGAAAGCUGCCCCUAGUUGAGGCGCUUGCAGAAUACGACCAAGACGUGAUGACUCGCGGCAGGCAAGAAGUAGAGAUCUCUCGGGUGCAGACUGAGGCCUUCCAUGACCAUGCACGGUUUCUGGACAGCCCCGUCGUGAAACAUGGCAUCAGGCCGAGUACAGAGUUCAGCAAGGGAGAGAAGUAG